UCCUCCGCCUCCAUAGCUAUUGUGGAUUCGGGACAGAAGACUUUGUACUGCCAAUGUGUCUUCGUUCUCCACCGCAUCCCACAAGGUCGUGUACUAAUGGAAGAUGGUGAGAAUGUGAUAGCACCAAAAUGGCAAGCAAGGAGAUAAUAUAUGACAAGAUUCACUUCAGGCAUGACCCAAGAUGGAGUGGGCGCCUGGGGCCUGCAGAUGGAGGGGGGCUGCUUCUCUGCAUGGCUUGCGUGAUUGAAAUGCUGGAAAGUGAUGAGAUUUCCUCGGUCAGAAAGGCUUAUGCUUUGUCCGCUGUCAGUGGGUUGUUGAAGUGUUCUCCUGGGGCUCUGAGACAAUUGCUCCAGCAAGACCACCAAGUCUCCAUACAUUUUAUUGACUCUCUACUGGGGAUGCUUCACUCUAUGGUGGACUCAGCCACUCUGGAAAAAGUGGAUCAAGUUCUAGUUCUGUUGCUAGUGGAGCUGCAGAGUGAGCUGCCGCUACAUUACAUUUUAGAUCAAAUAAACAAACAGGUGAUCGACCAACUGAACGUGAAGAGCUUCUUGCCAGUGUUCAACUUCUUAGGGAGCUUAAUAGAAACGCUUCCCAGUGUGGCCCUCAUCCUGGUGACUCAAUAUGUGCCCUUACUUGAGCGACUCUGCUCGAUUUUGCUGUAUCCGGAUGAAGAGGUGAAGGCUUCAGUUGUGUAUGUUUGGCUCAAGUUGUUGGGGAGCUCCGGAGGCUCAACAGCUCAGUCACUACCGGUCACCAUUCGGGAUCGAGUCUGUAUCCUGUUGCGACAGACCUUUGUCAAUGCCACUUGCCCUCAGCUCAUCAACAAUUGCAUUGCUCUACUGUGGAUUUUAGUUCAGUGGGGAGAGGCCGUUUCGGUUCUUAUGAGCAACGCUGGUGAUCAGUUUAUGUGCAGCCAGAAUGGCAACAUCAUUUCCAGCAGUCAAAACCAAGAGCAACAGAUUCCGAGCCACUGCCAUCUCCCUCUCAUCCUGAAAAAGUUACUGUUGAGUGGUGAUAAUAUAUUGCGGGCGACCAGUGCAAAGUGUAUCGCAUCUAUUCUUGUUCAUUCUCCCACUCAGUACAGUGGUCCUUUUAUCGAAGCUGACAUACCAGAGUUUCUCUUUGACCGCCUGGCGGAUACAAAUAGUGAGGUGCUGCUGUGGUCUGCCUACAACUGUUUGGUGUUACUAAUUGAAGACCCACAAUUCUUCUCCCAGUGCCACUCAGUUUAUGGUAUUGAAUCCCUGGUACGCAGUCUGAAGCAGGCAAUGCAGCUGACCAAUGUGGAUGUGCUGAAGCAAGGACUUUUCCUCCUCACCAAAAUACUGGAAAGGCAGCCCACAAAUGUGCGCCUCUUCCUCAGUCCUCCAGCAUUUGUGGCAGUUUCAGAAGCUGUGCUUUGUGGACUCUCUUCUCCGUGCUUGAGAGUGGCCAUACAAGCUGCCAGCGCCUCCUCCGCCCUUUUUAGAUUGAACCACCAGUCCAUCCCAGUCCAAUACGAGGCGUUACAAGGAAUAUUGAGGGCCAUCACAAACAGAUUCGCGGAGCUUCCCAUACCUGCCUCGAGUGAUCAGCGAAGUCGAUUUUUCAGUCAUUAUCAUCACCAGGUGAGUCUGAAGAAGCCAGAGCGCAACAGCCUGGAGUCUUGGUCGGAAAAAUAUCUACUCCAGUCCCUGCUCUGUUUUCAGACUGCUUGCAGAUUGGCUGAGGAGUGUGCAGCAGAUCCCGUUUUAAAGGAGAACUCUUUCACAGCUCCGUCGAAGGAGAGCCAUGGACCUGACUCGGUAGUGUCUCUAUGCCAAUGCCUGCUGCAGUAUUGUGACUCCGUCUGGAUACCCACCGUCAUUAGGGUGUGUGAAUGUGCACCCAAUCCUCAGAUAUUAGAGAUUUUCUACUCAGUCUUGUCUUGGCAAUUCACCCUUCUUCCAUCUGUCAUGCCGGCCUUUGCAAAUAAGUUGGCAUCCUCUGGUUUCUACAAGCUGGCUUUGGAGCACAAAGGGAUUUUCUGUGCGGCAAACAGAAACACACAUUUGAACGCAGCUUGCUGUGAUUUCCUGCAGAAACUCAGUGUGUGUUUGCUCUCCCAGUCGGUCUCUGCUUCUGGCGCCUCCCAGCAGGAUGCAGACGAAAUAGAAACACUCCUGCAAUACAAUCUUUCCUCUCUGUGCUGUCGGCUCUCAGACUGGCCGACUCUGCUGCGCGAGUCCCCGGGGCUCCAACUGUGUGAUUCUAAAGGCCCGAGAGCCACUCAAUACUGUCUGGUGAUUAUACUCCACCUCGCUCUUCACCAAGGCGACAGGCUCCUCCCGGACCAGAUCGUGUUUUCCAGUGUCGUGUGGCUCUUGCAUUCAGUGCAAGAGGAAGGCAGCGGCACCCUGCCUACCUUGGUCCUGCAGUCUUCGCUUUACCUGCUAGCGAUGACACAGGAUGCAAGCGCCACACUUGAUGGGGCUCCUUUGGUGUGUAUCGACAAGGCCCUCUCCUCCUGUCAAAAUUUCUCAUCCCUUUACAUCCACCAUCCUGCCGUCCUCCACUUUAUUUGUGGCCAUCCGCUGCUUAAAGACAAAUAUGGGGCCCUGGUCUUAGAAUUCUGGUUGACCAGACAAACACAGUCCACAGAUUCAGACUUGGCUGUGACAGAAGAACAGCAACCUGCCGCAGAGAUUGUGGAGCUACUGUCUGUGUUAAAGAAAUACCCAUCUGUCAUCCUGCUCCUCCUGGAUAUAGUUUGCACCAGGGAGGUCUCACUUGCAGAGCGAGCAAUGUCAGUUCUGAUGUCGCUCUUGGAUGGUCAAAGUGACUUUGAAGCAGACUUGUGUACCAGUCUGAAGCCUGCUCUGCUCCAGGCGUUGCAGAAACUCAGUGUGGAGAGCCAUGUACAAGGACAGAAACAUGUGGAAAAAGUUAACUCGCUCCCACUGCUGCUCAGGCUGCUUUGCGUAACUCGCGCCAGCACCCCGCCUUCCCUACCCUGCAGCAAGACGGACGAAGUUCACUUCAAGCUGUUCUACCACGUGAGUAAUAUUGCAGGUAGACUGCAUCCGUCCAACACCGAGAGUCUGCUGCCUGCCUUGAGCUACCUGUACUGCUGCUUGAGUCUCUCUCCUCCACACUGCACGAGCAAAGCUGUCUCCAUGCUACUCUCCAACUGUGGAGUGAUAGAGCAGCUUCAGAUAAUCCUCUCCUCAUCCUCUGCGCCAUCCGUCUUCUCUUCAGCUGCUCCUUCCUCAGGCCUGCUGUGCUGCAGUCAUCUCCUCCUAUCCUCCCUCAUCACUUUGCAGCACGAGCACUCUAUCCAGGUUCACAAAAGCCUCAGUUGGAGCCUGGAAUCUGCAGUGCAGCGAAUACUCAUUCAGAAAAGGAACACAGACACUCUCUUGCUGGUCAGCUACUUGAGAUUGCUGCAGGCCUUACUCGAUGUUGACUUGACCUCCGCAUUGGUGUGUGUGACCACUUCCCCAGGCUUAGUUGGCCACGCCCCCCUGGAACCUGAAGAUGGCGCAUUAUUCCCUCUUGGCUCCCGAGGGGCUGAGUGCCUCUUAAUUGCUCUCAGCGGACUUAUUUUACAGAAAAAUGAGCUGCUGCUGAGAGCCUCAGUCAACUGCCUAAGUUCCGUGCUUGGCUUCCUUCAGAGGAAGAGCCCUCAGACUGCCAAUUAUGAGGUUUGCCAGCCAUGGAGUGGAUUCCUCCUUUACUGCCUGCAUAGCUCAGAUGAGAGCUUCCUCCUGCACCCAGCCGUUCUCAGGGUCAUCGCACUUUUUAUUCGGCACGGCAAUCUGGUGGUACAGUGGGAGCCUGACCUGCUCAAGGUGAUGGAUGCAGUGGAGAAGACAGGGGUUAAGAAGCUCGGCCAGGAAGCAUCACAAGCCCUCAGGCUACUCCUCACACAGAUAGAGAGUGGUGUCUUUCAGCCUCCACUCGCAGAGGAACACAAGCAGAGAGUAAGGAGUGUGAUCGAGGCCCUGGACUCACUGCCGACCUUUGAGAGUUUGCCCUGCAACAUCCUACGUUUUGGUAGUGUGUCCAUCUGUUUGUCUGACUUCACAGUGAACAGUGAAAGCGCUUUAGAAAAGUGACACAUUUGGAAAGCAUUUGUCCAUCAUUAUUUUUCUAUGGCGAGGUGAAUUGCAAAUUCAGUUCUCAAGCCACAUGCGUUUGGACAAAAUAUUAUUAACUAGGGUGUGUAUUUGUUUAUUACAAAGUACAUUUUGGAGAUUGUUAAAAGAAAGUUGAAUUAAACAGACACGUUAGUCAUCACGUUGUUCCCAAAAUGAAA
Messenger RNA from Syngnathus acus (greater pipefish), 4279 nucleotides. RefSeq names its product meiosis inhibitor protein 1-like. Gene Ontology annotation, biological process: meiosis I. The coding region runs from base 129 to 4079 and encodes 1316 amino acids. The record is from RefSeq and is a predicted model, not a curated record. NCBI's taxonomy places the organism in Eukaryota, Metazoa, Chordata, Actinopteri, Syngnathiformes, Syngnathidae. The transcript is spliced from 33 exons.